AUGUCACAGUUAUCAAGUCCAUCGUGGCAUCACGUUGCCGCCAGGAAGCAGAAACAGAUCUUUGAUGCAAUUCCCUCGGCAUGGCUAGUUGGCGAGGAGCUUCUUCGUGGCCAUAACUUUAUGGAACUGCCUAGAAGGUGUGAUUCUAUCAUGUCUGAGGAAGAGCUCUUCAUCACCGAACAACGAGCUGUGGAUAUUCUGUCUCACAUUCACAGCAGGACAUGGACGUCUUACCAAGUAACCCUGGCAUUUUGCAAGCGAGCUGCUCUUGCUCAUCAAGCUACCAAUUGUCUCGCUUUCAUCAUGUUUGACUCUGCUCUCGAGCGAGCGAAAGAGCUAGACAACUACAUGGAAAAGCACAACAAGCCAGUUGGUCCCCUUCAUGGCUUGCCUAUCUCUGUCAAAGAACACAUCUUCCUAGAGGGCACGCCAGCGACUUCAGGCUUGAUCUCUUGGGCAGAUGCGCCUAGUCCUGGUGAUGCUCUGAUCUGCAAAGUAUUUAGAGAAGCAGGAGCAGUUUUUCACGUCAAAACUACGAACCCACAGACCCUUAUGGCUCUUGAAACACAUUCCAAUCUUUUUGGCCGUACGACGAAUCCUUACAACACCAGCCUUACCUCAGGAGGAAGCUCGGGGGGUGAAUCUGCACUGGUAGCUAUGAGAGGGUCACCCUUGGGCAUUGGCACAGACAUUGGUGGUAGCAUUCGUGGUCCCAGUGGCUUCUGCGGAGGCUGGGGAUUAAAGUGCUCUGUGGCCAGAAUUCCUCACUCUGGCCUCAGCGGCCUGCAUGCCGGUAUGGAAAACAUCAUCGGUUGUGUUGGCCCUAUGGCAAACUCGCUUGCCGAUUUGCGUCUGUUCUGUAAAGUGGCCCUGGACGCACAACCUUGGGACUUCGAACCCAGCCUCAUCGAUCUGCCAUGGCGAAACGACUCGCCUGAGACUUUACCGAAGAAGCUGAGGAUAGGCGUGUUAUGGCACGAUGGAGAAGUGAUGCCUCACCCACCCAUCCAACGCGCACUCAAAGAGACAGUCUACAAACUUCGUAAAGCAGGUCAUGAAGUAGUGACGUGGGAUCCAAAUCUUCACACCGCAUUACUCGAAUGGAUCAAUACAGCAUACUUCCUCGACGGCGCAGAGGAGUACACAUCUACUCUGACACAAGACUCCGACCCAGCAGUCCCCUUGAUCCAAUGGCUCAUAGACAGCGCGACACCAACCCGCCACACUGUCGAGCAGACCUGGGAACUCAACUCCCUGCGUGACCGCUUGCGAACAGCAUUCUCUCUGCAAUGGAGAGAAGCAGGUAUAGACGCUUUGUUGUCCCCGGUCAACGCUUCUGUGGCUUCUGCACACGACGAAAGCAAGUACUGGGGGUACACUGCUGUGUUUAAUGCUACAGAUCUGCCUGGUGUGGUCUUCCCUGUCACAAAGGUUUUGCCGACAGAUACUUGGGAUCAAGAUACGCCAGAUGUCACGGGUGAUAAGGAUGCCAUGUACAGAAAGUUCUGGGACGAGGGUGGGGCGGAGAAGUACAAAGAUGCGCCAGUGAAUCUGCAGCUAGUCGGUAAAAGGCUGAGAGAGGAGAGGUUGUUGGCAGUAGCUGAAGUUGUGGAGAGUAUCAUUAGGGGUGCAGAUGAUGAGGUAAAAAGUAGCAAGCCUGUGAAGCGUGUGGAAAGGACUGAGAUGGUACAAAGUCAACUGUAA
Aureobasidium melanogenum CBS 110374 is the source of this 1704-nucleotide messenger RNA. Its product is annotated as fatty-acid amide hydrolase. The transcript has a single exon. The record is from RefSeq and is a predicted model, not a curated record. The coding region runs from base 1 to 1704 and encodes 567 amino acids. NCBI's taxonomy places the organism in Eukaryota, Fungi, Ascomycota, Dothideomycetes, Dothideales, Saccotheciaceae.